CUGGCAGCACUGCUGGGCUGCACUGGUGGGUGGCACUUAGUGUUAAAAACACUUUGUUUUGAGGCAAAACACACUGGUGGGCAGCACUGGUGGGUGGGCACAGGUGGGUGGCACUGGUGGGCACAGGUGGGUGGGCACAGGUGGGUGGCACUGCUGGGCACAGGUAGGUGGCACUUCUGGGCACAGGUGUGUGACACUGCAGAGUGGCACAGGUGGGUGCACUGCUGGGCACAGGUGGGUGAUCUGCUGGGCACAGGUGGG
This is a messenger RNA of Staurois parvus, 261 nucleotides long. NCBI's taxonomy places the organism in Eukaryota, Metazoa, Chordata, Amphibia, Anura, Ranidae. The record is from the annotation of a GenBank genome assembly.